This is a messenger RNA of Eleginops maclovinus (Patagonian blennie), 1500 nucleotides long. RefSeq names its product inward rectifier potassium channel 16-like. Gene Ontology annotation, cellular component: plasma membrane. Gene Ontology annotation, molecular function: inward rectifier potassium channel activity. The coding region runs from base 212 to 1360 and encodes 382 amino acids. Gene Ontology annotation, biological process: regulation of monoatomic ion transmembrane transport; potassium ion import across plasma membrane. The transcript has 2 exons. NCBI's taxonomy places the organism in Eukaryota, Metazoa, Chordata, Actinopteri, Perciformes, Eleginopidae. The record is from RefSeq and is a predicted model, not a curated record.
AGAUUUCAGAGGGAAGGGAUUGCUGUGAUAUCAGAACAAAAUGGGACUUUGCCACAGAGCCAGACCAGCCCACAAACACUGGUAACAGACUGAACUCGCAGGUUAAUUCCACUGUGGCAACACAUUGCUUACACCUCGACUGAUGGGCUUAUGUGGCACCGGACAACUCUGAUUUCUACUUUGCAAGAGUCUGAGAGGCAGUUUAUUCACCAUGAGCACAGAGACAGGCGAUCAAGCCAUCAUUGAUACCAACUACACUACAAUCCACACACUGGGCAGACAAAAUGAGGGCAGGCGGCUGCGCUACAUGCAGAAAGAUGGCAGGUUCCCAGUGGUUUUCCAGAAGGCCCCUGGAUACUGGACCCCAUACCUUAUGGACAUCUUUACCACUCUUGUGGAGAUCCGCUGGAGGGUGACGCUCCUGGGUUUUUCCCUGUCUUACAUUCUAUCUUGGCUUUUUUUCGGUCUCUGUUAUUGGCUCAUUGCGAAAGUACACGGUGAUAUUGACGACUUAUCCAACACACCCUGCGUGGACAACGUGCGUGGCUUUACUGGAGCCUUCAUGUUCUCAAUGGAGACCCAGGCAACGAUUGGCUACGGCUUCAGGGGGAUGACUGAGAACUGUAUGGUGGCCAUUAUUCUGGUGACAGUUCAAGAUGUAUUCAGCUGCCUCCUGGACACUAUUGUCAUUGGUAUUGUUGUUGCUAAAAUGGCCUCCGCUCGUAAGAGGGCUCAGACGGUUGGUUUCAGCAGCUGUGCAGUGGUCAACCUGCGGGACGGGGUUUUGUGUCUGUCAUGGCGACUUGGGGAUUUCAGGGGAAAUCACAUCCUGGAGGGUGUUGCCAAGGCCAUGUUAGUCCGCUAUUUGAAAAAACCAGGGGGGUCUGUUGUGAUGUCAUACCAGGAUGUGCCUCUCCAGAAUCGAGACAUUGUCCUCGCCACUCCAGCCAACAUUGUCCACAAGCUGGAACCUGGCAGUCCCCUCUACAGCAUGGGCCCUGACGACCUGCUCGUGGAAGACUUUGAGCUGGUGGUGUCUUUCACCUACAACGGUGACUCUACGGGUAUACUCCACCAGUCUCGAACCUCCUACACACCAGCAGACAUCCGCUGGGGCCAGCGUUUUCAGGACAUGCUGAAACAGGGCAAAAGGCACUACAAGGUUGACUAUGCUCAGUUCAAUGUGACCACAUGGGUUCCUGUGCCACUGCUCAGUGCAGAGGAGUUAGACAGGAGGGAACGUCCUGUAGAGGGCAGUCAGUCCCACGGUCCUCUCAUUGCAUUGGGCAAGAGGAACGGACACACUUGCAGAAGGAAUCCUCACAUCACUGGAGAGGUUAUGCAGCAAACCUGUUUGUGAUCAAAAAUAAGAUGAAUGGUGAUGGACAGUGUGAUGAGGUGUGCUCUUGUAAAUAGAUGUAUGUGUGAAUUUAUAAAUUUGGUUUUAAUCUGUUAAAGUCUGUUUUAAAUGUUGAGAUUAAUAAAAUUCAUUAACAUAAA